AUGUUCUUUGCUAGUGCACACGCUGAAACCGAUGAGGAGGUUCUCCUUCAGUUCAUCAAGGAGAACCCCCUCGGUAUGCUCAUUACGGGCAUUGACUCCUCCGCCCAGGACUUUCUCCAAUGCACCCACGUCCCCUUCGUGCUAGACCACCCCAAGACCGAAGAGAACUCAUCAUCCAACCCACAACUUCGUGCACAUAUUGCAAAGCAGAAUCCCCAAGCCAAAUCCAUGCUCGAGCUUACCAACGGAGCGCCACCGAAUAUCCUUCCGCUCGAACGCGAUGUCCUGGUGGUGUUCAACGGACGCCAUGAUCACUAUGUGACUCCCAAAUUUUACACCGAGACGAAGCCUGACACCGGCAAGGUAGUCCCAACAUGGAACUACUCUGCCGUUCAAAUUUACGGCAAGCUCUCCCUGUAUUAUGAUUCCAGGACCCCAGAGGCGGGCGCCUUCCUAUGGAAGCAGAUACACGAUCUGUCGGAACAGUGCGAGCGACGGAUCAUGGGAUUCACCGGAGGAGACCGGCCACAGCCGUGGAAGGUUGCAGAUGCACCUGAGCGAUACAUCGAGCUGAUGCAGAGGAACGUGGUAGGGAUCCGGAUUGAGAUUACCAAGAUUGAGGGCAAGUACAAGAUGAGUCAGGAGAUGAGGCCAGGGGACCGGAACGGCGUGGUUAGGGGGUUUGCAGCCAUGGGCGGGGAAACAGGACAAGCUAUUUCAGCUUUGGUUCAGGAACGAGGGGAGUUGAUUGAUAAAAAGAAGGCACUAAAUCGCAGAACCAAGUGUGAUGAGCGGAAGCCAAAAUGCGGAACCUGCGCGAGACUUGGAAAGAUCUGUGAAUAUGCUAGACCAGCUUUCAAAUUCCAAGUUACGACAGUCGACGACCCAAGACCACCACCAGAGCCACUAGCAACAGCAACAGCGUCCAAUGUGUCGUCAGAAGAGACAACCCCAACACCGGCCGGAGACCAAACAUCGGCCGUUCGAGCCGCACAAGAUGUUCCCUCUAUCGGAAGCUAUGACAUUAUCCGGUCAUUGCAAACGACGGACCGCGAUAUCUUCUAUACCACCUACUGGGAGGGCUCUUGCUUGCCAGCCUUGCACCCGAUAUUCAAAUUCGCCACCUCAUUGGCCGCUGGCCAUCCCAUUCUCAACGACGCCCUCCUAGCUUUAUCUGCCUGCAAUAUUGGCCGCAUUCAGGCCGAGCACAGAACAGAAUCGUCCGGGUCGAUGUGCUCAUUGAGCCCUAGUCUGGUUCACCAGACACGGAGUCAUCUAUACUACUCGUCCGCGAUCCAAAAGCUGGCCAUCAUGCAAUCACAAGACUACCAUCAGAACCCUACCACAAUACUGAUUGUGCUUGUUCUGUUCGCUCAUCUAGAGCAAGCUAUGGGGAAUUUUCAGGGCUUCUAUACUCACGUCCGGGGCAUGAUGAAUCUUCUUGAAUGGCAUAACGGCGUCAAAGACGCAGCCACAAAGUCGCUGCUUGCUUCAUGGAUGCAAAUCCGGUAUGUUGUCUGGUGGGCUCGGGCCUAUUUCAGUUCGAUAGAAGUUUGUCAGCAUCUCCCAUCGAUACCUUUACCGGCCUCCCUAUUAGACGUUCCGCAGACAUUGCAUGAGCGGCGUGUGAAAGUUCUUAGCAUCAUGUGUGAAUCACACCGAUUGAAUUUCAACGCCGUGCUGCAGCAGUUUCGGAAUUUGCAGUCGGACGAUGCUAGUGGUUUCGAUGUCGACGAGCGCUAUGUUUAUUGCACUGCUCUAUUGCAUCAAGAAGCGGCAAAGCUGGAUGCGUGGGUGUUGCAACUUCCGCCAUCUGAGCAGCCAAUAUACGAGCUCAGCGACACAAACGGUACUACCAUCCGUUUUCAGUCCCACGAUGCCGCGCUGAACUACGCAUACUACGCGGUUGCGCGAGCCAUGCAGUGCACCGGGGUCUUACAACUCCUCUACAGUUCUGAUACCCCUCAGCACGAACGGGAGUGUAAUGAAGAAGAGUAUUGGGUUCAGACAUUAGUCCGUAUCGCACAGUGGAGCGAUAUGCAGACAUCAAUCACCAAAAAUAGCUACACCAUCGGGUUCUCAGGCUUACUCCUGGCGGGUAUUCUCCGAUGCCAGAGUCUAUCAGUCGGGUUGGAGAUCCAGGACUGGUUACAAGCGCUCAUAAACCUGCAACCAACAGAAGAAGGGGCAUUUCCGAUCUAUCAGACUUUUCAUGUGGUCAAGAUCAUCAAUCAACAGAGGGCAAUCGGCCGAGAUAUUUUUGCCGUCACUCAGCCGGUGGAUGACGGAGGCGGAACGCCCAAGCUUACUGGCUACAACAGUCAGUCGAUCACAAGCCUUCUCUUCCAUGGGAAGUACCAGAAUCUGGAUUCCCUUUUCCAAGAGUGCAUCUCCCUGGAUGUCUGA
Messenger RNA from Aspergillus welwitschiae, 2406 nucleotides. Its product is annotated as putative FMN-binding domain-containing protein. The coding region runs from base 1 to 2406 and encodes 801 amino acids. The record is from RefSeq and is a predicted model, not a curated record. The transcript has 2 exons. Gene Ontology annotation, biological process: regulation of DNA-templated transcription. NCBI's taxonomy places the organism in Eukaryota, Fungi, Ascomycota, Eurotiomycetes, Eurotiales, Aspergillaceae. Gene Ontology annotation, molecular function: DNA-binding transcription factor activity, RNA polymerase II-specific; zinc ion binding.